Cordyceps militaris CM01 is the source of this 2166-nucleotide messenger RNA. RefSeq lists its product as uncharacterized. Bases 1 to 2166 code for a protein of 721 amino acids. The record is from RefSeq and is a predicted model, not a curated record. NCBI's taxonomy places the organism in Eukaryota, Fungi, Ascomycota, Sordariomycetes, Hypocreales, Cordycipitaceae. The transcript is spliced from 6 exons.
AUGCACGUGGACCAUGAAGAACCUCUCAUUGUCGCCGCCGAAAAGCCGCGCUGGUUCAAGAGCCCGCUAGCGUCUGACAGGCUUCGGCGACCAUCGGAAGCACAACCGCACCAAGACGACUCGUUCAAAGACUCCUUGUGCGUCGCGUCGGACGAUCAAGGCAGCCACAAUGGCUAUCCUCCUUUCAAGCGAUACGAGGAGCCAACCCUGCUGGAAAUCUUCUACGACUUGUUCUUUGCGGCAAACUACAACGUCUUUGCGCAGAGCCAGUCAGUCACCAAUCACCGACGGUUCAAAGCCUAUGUAGGCUACUUUAGCUUGCUCUGGGGCACCUGGUUCGUCGUCACGCUGUAUGAUGUGCGCUACGUCACGGAUAGCAUCUUUGAGCGGGUGGCGCGAGCCGUCCAGCUCGGCGUCCUUGUCGGCUUCACCGUUGUUGCGCCCAACUUUGACCCGGAGGACCAGGAUGAAGGAACCAUGAUGACAAUGUCGCUCAUAUUAUUCGUCUCGCGGAUCUGCCUCGCCAUUGAAUACGCACACACGCUGGCGCAGAUUUACAAGUACAAGCGCGCACGACGGCCGCUGUACCUUCAAAUCGCCAUCAACGUCACCAGCGCGGCCGUGUACAUGGGAAUCACAUUCCGCUUUAAGGGAAAGCAAAGCCGCGUCUACAUUACAUGGUACAUCUUUACCGCGGCAGAAGCCAUACUCAGUCUUGUCAUCUCCAACUACUGGAAGACGCUGAGCUUCACGCGCACGCACCUGAUGAAGCGCCUCAGCCUCAUCACCGUCAUGAUUCUCGGCGAGAGCAUCCAGACCGUGUCGCAGAACAUUGCGACCAUUGUCAAGACGCCCGAAGCAUGGAAUCCCUACACCAUCGGCAUGAUCACGUCCGCCACAGCCACCAUCUACUGCGUGUUUCUCGUCUACUUUGAUUGGAUGCGCCACCUUCAGCUGCCCGCCCUGCGACAGCAGAUAUGGACAGCACUGCACUACCCGUUCCACCUGUGCUUGGUCAUGUUCAUGCAGGGCUUCACGCAGCUCAUCCUCUUUGUCAAGGCGUUCAAUGUCUUCGCCGUCAUCACCAAUACCUGGCUGCCCGACGAUGAUGCCGCCGACGAUCCGCUCCAGACCUACAACGAGACGAGCCGCUCCAUCGCCGACGAGCUGACCAACGCGACGACGGAGAUUUUUAACCUCUACCCGCCCAAGGACGCGGUGGCGCGCGCCGUCGUCGACCACUCCAUUUCCAACAUCUCCACGAUCCCGGACCGGACCUGGCCGGACCUGGAAGCCUGGCUGGCGCAGAACAACUCGUCCCUCGAACUAGACGAUGCCACUCUAAACGGCUUCUCUAUUCUUGUGGAGCAGCUCAGGGUCAUCAUCUCGACGGUGGCCAACAGCAUCUUUACGUCAUUCGACAUUGACGUUAGCACGGAUAUCAGCCUAAAACACCCUGGCGACAGUAACCCUUUCAAACUAGCUGAGAACCAAGUCACCAUUAGCGAGAAGACGCGGCAGCGCUCUCGCCUCGUUUUUGCGUACACCUACAUUGCCUGCGGCUGCACGCUCAUCCUCCUCGUCAUCAUGGCGCUCGUCUCGCGCAUGUCGCCGCUCGGUCGGCUCCCGCGCAUGCGCUUCAUCAUCUGCACCCUGCUCGGCAUCGGCAUCGCCGUGACCGCGGUGCUCUUCUUCGCCCCCGACAAGACGGACAUUUUUCUCGACAGCCCCUGGUCCAUACCGACGAUCCUCUUUGGCUGGCUCGUCGUCACGAUCCUCGUCCACGUGCGCGGCAGUAGCAGCAGCAGCAGCAGCGGGUCUGCCGGCCGAAGCCGCCGGUCGCUGCUCGACACGGCGCGCAACGUGGUGAGCUUGUUUCGGCCGCGGCGCGCGGGGAGGGGGAGGAAGAAUGGGGACGAGGACGCCCCGCGAGACGACGGCGACAGCCAGCAGGUGGUGCUGAGGUUCUGGCCGCCGACACGGGAGAAUACUGGCCUCUCGGCUGCAGAAACCCUGCAAGGCGCUGGCGGUACGUCCCGGGGCCCCCGGCGGGUGUCAUUUCGGGAUGUAUCACCCAAGGCUGUGCCUCGUCCAGCUUCGCCAGACUCAAUACGAGGAUACGCAGAAAAUGACCAUCGCAGAGCGGACGCUGGCUACCACGUCUAA